Molecule: messenger RNA, 1059 nt
Organism: Penicillium riverlandense
Lineage: Eukaryota; Fungi; Ascomycota; Eurotiomycetes; Eurotiales; Aspergillaceae
Exons: 1
Coding region: 1-1059 (352 amino acids)
Molecular function (GO): protein binding
Source: RefSeq, a predicted model, not a curated record
AUGAAGGAACUCCCAGUUGAGAUUAUUCUUCUAAUCCUGGACCAUCUUGGUCCUGAGGACUUAUUGUCUUGCAUUCGUUCCUUCCCACAUUUCGUCCCAUUGUUAUCAGCUCAACAUACCAAAUGUGAAGAUGAUAGCAGAAACACGAUCUUACAUCUGCUCGUGAUAGAAAAUGACAACGACUUGCUAUACACGCUACUCUGCCAUAACAAGAAUGUUGAUGUCAAUUCAAAGUCUUCAUGGGAGCAAACACCACUGGCCUUAGCAGCGGAGGCUGGACAUUCUACGACAGUGAAGCUCUUGCUAAAGAGUAAUGGAGUUAGGGUGGAUGAGACGGAUAGAACAGGAUCUACACCCCUUGCGAUAGCUGCUUCAUACGGAAAUUAUGAAAUAGCUGAGUUGCUACUAGACCACGGUGCAUCUAUCAGAAGCCGUAAUUUAUAUGGGCUAACGCCACUGUCAUGUGCAGCUACUGAUGGUCCCACGCAUUUGGUGAAUUUGCUCCUACGCCAGACUGGGGUUGAAGUGGACCAUAAAGAAACUAAAUUCCAGCGAACACCAUUGGCACUAGCAGCACGAUUUGGGCAACCUGAGGUUGUAAAGCUACUAGUGGGAAGAGAUGAUGUGGAUGCCAAUUCAAGGGAUGCCUACGGCAAGACGCCGCUUGCAUUAGCAGCGUCAACUAAUGAUGACGCGUCAGCAUCUUUGGAGAUUGCCAAAGUUCUCCUCGGCCGGCGGGAUGUGGAAGCUGAUUCGAGGGAUCACCAUGGACGGACGCCUUUAUCACACGCUACCGCACGAGGUGCUAUUGCCUUAGUAAGGCUACUUCUAGAGCGAGAUGAUGUUGACCCACAAUCGAGAGACGACGAAGGAAACACGGUACUCGACUGGGCGGGCAAGGGCAUGGUUAGGGGAGUGGCGUGGCUCCUGAUGAAAAGGACAGGGGUUGAAACUGUCUGGUGGGAUCGCCCAAACGGCCACGGCUUUGACGUGCGACUACGUUCGCUUGCACGAUGUAACUGCGAAAUUGAAUGUAUGUGCCCUGACUUUGAGGGCUAG